Calypte anna (Anna's hummingbird) is the source of this 3763-nucleotide messenger RNA. RefSeq lists its product as uncharacterized. The record is from RefSeq and is a predicted model, not a curated record. NCBI's taxonomy places the organism in Eukaryota, Metazoa, Chordata, Aves, Apodiformes, Trochilidae. Bases 126 to 2033 code for a protein of 635 amino acids. The transcript has 7 exons.
CGCUGGGGGAAGGGGGUUUGGUGGCUUCUCCUCUUCCGUCUGUUUUCUCGGGGGGAGAAGCUGUGGUCCAGGGCCUACAGCGGGAUCCCGGCCUCGUCGCCUGGAGUCACCCCCGUGUCACGAGGAUGGGGUUCGCCGAGGACAAAGUCUACAACCACAUUUUGGAAAACCUCAGCAAAUUCAAGAACAUCCGUGUGGCCUCUCUGGCGGAUUCCCUCCGCUGCCUGACCGAUGCCGACAGGGAUGAACUUCACGCCCGGGAGGAAACACGGGGGAGCCAUGCAACCGUCUAUAAGUUUUACCAACACCUGAGGUGCCGGCAGGGCUGGGUUUCGGAUCUCAUCAGUGCCCUGCGCCAGAACAACGCGGGACAUUUGGCUGAUGAGCUGCAGCACGUCUAUGAUGCCUGGAAACCUCGUCCCCCAGCUCCCACUGCUGCCUCCUUCCCUCCUGCAACCAGCAGUGCCCGUCCUGCCACCUCCUCCAGCAGUGCCCAGAAACCAUCCCCAGGCUCAAAUCCUGUGCCAGCUGCCCCGUUGGCUGAGCCACACCAAGACCUGCCCAGAAGUGGCCAUUCCCAUCUUCUGCCCAGUGCUGCCACCACCACCACCACCACAGACCUGGAUGCCAGGGUCCCAGUGCAGGAACUGCUCCCCAAAAACCACCUGGAGCAAGAGAGUCCACAGCCACCUCUGCCCAAGAGCGACGGGCAGGGCAGAGAGGAGCAUCUCCCACACACCAUCAAGACCCCUCAGGUGGCAGUGGGGACCCCUGGAGCAGGCAAUGUGGCAGUGCCACCAGCUGCCCCCCUGGAGCAGGGCUGGGACUGGCUGAGCUGCCAGCAGCACCCAGUGUGUGUGGACAAUGGGUGCUUUGGGAAUGCCAACCACCUGCACCGCGGGGCUCCGGGCUUGGGUCUGGGCAGGUCCCUUCCACCCAGGGAUGUGGGUGCUGCUCACAGCCCUGAGCAGCCCAAGAAUGAGCCCCAAGAAGACUCCUACAUCUCCACUGAGUCACCCCCGAGGCUGGAGGAGGAGGAAGAGGUUUCUCAUGGUAGGAGGCUGCAGCCCCCAGACUCAGCAGUGAAAAAACCAUCUGUGACCAGCUCUGGGCACAGUGAGCCCCCAGGGAGCUUCGUGGAUGUGCGCAGCCCCCUGCUCAUACAGCAGCAGUUUGAGGAGGAGCAGAAGCUGAGGGGGAUGCAGAGGGAGCACGGAGCAGAUGGAGGCACUGGGAUGGAAAUGGUCACCCCAGUCCCUACCCCUGCACCUGGAGAUGUUUCUGCACCCUCUGACACCUCUGUGAAGCCUCCUGUGCAAGAGAGAGAACUGCCCAAGGAGGCAGCCAGCAGCACGACCUCCACGCUGACCCAGGAGAAAGUGCCCCAAGGCUCAGUGGACCCUGUCCCAAGUGCUGCAAGAAGUUCAGAAGGCACAACUGGGAGGAGAACAUCCUGGGUGAGCUCUUCUAGGAGCAUCUGGUCACCUUGGAGCAACACAGAGAGAGAUGUGGAGUUUAGCAAGCCAGGGGUCCUCUCCAUGUCCAGGGAGAGCCCAGAGGUGGCUGGCAGAUCCCUGAGCCCUCCUGGUGACCUCCCUCCCAGUAGUUUCACCUUGAGCAGUGACCAACUCAUGGUCAGCACAGAUAGCUGGAGCUCAGGAGAUGGGCCUCUCCAGGUCUCCUCAGGGUUCCCAGCUCCAGUGGCUCCUGAAGACCCCAGGGGAGGAGAGGCAGCUGGAGGUCCACUUCCAAACUGUGACAGCACCUCCCUGCACACCUACGAGGUCCUCGUGGACCAUUACCCCAGCACCCAGCUGGGGGCAGGGGGCAACCUCCAAGAUGGAGACAAUUCCCUCAGAAAUCCUUCAGGUCCUGACUCCAGCAGGGGCUGUGGCACUGCAAGCAGCUCGUCUCAGGCCAGGAUCCCCCCAGGGGACAGCAAUGGACCAUCCCUGCCCUACAUCCUGCCAGCUGUGGGCAUUGCUGUGAUCUCAGCUGUGGCAUUCCUGGUGUACACUCGACUGCAGAAAUAGCAGUGGUGGGGAGGGGGUGGCAGCACCAUCACUCAGCCUGGGGGAGUCAUCUUCAGAGCAGGAAUUUGGCCAGUGCAUCCAAAGGCUGAAGAGCAGUGGGGCAGAGGGAUGGUAGGGACAUGAUUAAACCUCUUUCUGGAAGAUUUAGCUGGAAGAGGGCUGGGUUGUGUGACACUGUUGGGUUUGAGGUUUAUUCCUCCCCAUUUCCCAACCCUCUGAUCUGUAGCUUUCUCCUUUUAUACCCACAGAGAAGGUGUCACUCAGGGAGUGAUCCCUUGAGUAAACAAACAAACAAAAAACAGAUUUCUUGCAGUGAUUCCCCAUCAAGUUGAGGUUUUGCAGACCUCCUCCAAAAGUGGUGCUGGUUUUGUUGGUUCUGCUCAUCUCAGCUUGAAAAGACACCUGAAGGUCUGCACAGCAGCCAGCCCCAGGUACUUCACACUGAAUUUGCCUUAGGUGGUGUCUCCAGCUCUGUUGCUGGCACCUCAGCUGGUCCUCAGCUCCUUUUCCUCAGUGCUGGAAGCAGCACUGCUCCUUCUGCUGAUCCCUGGAGAUGGACAUCCCCAUGAUGAGAAGGUGCCAGACCACCCCAGGUGCAAUCUGUCCCCUCUCCUGGGAGCUCUUCUCUUUUGGUGAUUUGCUUUGGGGAAUCUUUUCCUGCUCCUGAAGGUCAGGGGUGGGCUCUGGGGUGGCUUUAAGAAGUUCCAAUCCCUUGGGGAUGAAGCUGAGGGUGAGGAAAAGCUGCAUCUAACCAGCUUCUUGGAAGAGGAAACAUUCCAUGCUGUGCCAGCAUUAAGGAGACUCAGUCCCAGGUUGGAUUCUUGGGUGUCUCUUGAUUUUUCAGGCUGCAUUUUUGGAGCCUGACCAGCAGGGUGGAUGUAGUUCUCCUCUUUCCCAACACCUGGUGCUAUGAGAGGGGAAUGCAGGAAGCUGGGACACAAAGAGGGGGUUGGUUCUGCUCACUGCAGAGAAGCCACACCCAGGGGUUUAAGUUCUCUUGGGUUCCCUCGAAGAUCCGGUUUAAAAUUGCAGCCCAUAAUUUCCAGGCUAUCCCUAGGGAUCAGCUUGGAGUGGAAGGGGAUAAGGCUGCAAGAUUUCCUCAGAUAAAAUCCUCCAACCCAAAUCAAAAUGCUCCCUCCUUGCCCGGGGGGGCAGACAGGACCCUGCUCAGACAGAGUUUUGUGAGCCCAGAGGUGCUGCUGCCUCCUGUCACUGCUGCUGGAGGUUGUUCCUCAUUUCAUAAACACACAAAAAAAGGAAAAAAAAAAAAGCCCAGAAGUAACAAAAUUCCUUUGCUGUAGUUAGAGGGUUACUGUAGAGGGAGAAUUUAUUUUUUUUAAGCUCUAAAGAUGGCAGUGCAGACCUUGGAGUGUUCCCACCACCCUCCUGGGAUGUGCUGGGGGAGCUGGGGCAGGAGCACACAGCUGCUCCCUUCUCCUCACACUUUGCCCAAAAGUGCCAGAAGUGCCCUUAAAAGCUCAGGACACUGAGUAGGUGCAGGAGUGAGGUGUGAGUGUUGCUCUGGCAGGCUUGGUCAAUGUUCUUUGCUUCCUUGGUGCCUCAGAAGUCUGAAUAAUGGAUGGGGCUUUUCCCCCUGUUUCCAGAUAACACAGGGACUUGUCCAAAACCUCAAUUCAGACCCAGAAUUCCCCAUCAGCUGUUGGAUUAUUUUUUUUCCCCAUCAUUUUAUCACCUGCCUGGGAAAGCAGCAAUUUUCAGCAGUAAGAAUC